Molecule: messenger RNA, 2029 nt
Organism: Mesocricetus auratus (golden hamster)
Lineage: Eukaryota; Metazoa; Chordata; Mammalia; Rodentia; Cricetidae
Product: speedy protein E4-like
Exons: 8
Coding region: 1-879 (292 amino acids)
Biological process (GO): positive regulation of cyclin-dependent protein serine/threonine kinase activity
Molecular function (GO): protein kinase binding
Source: RefSeq, a predicted model, not a curated record
AUGUGGGGGUCUUCUCUUCCUGCAGCUCCACAGGUCAGCAGCAUUCAUGUUUCCACAGAUGCCUCUACAGGGGAUGUCCCUGAGCACAGAUCCAAGAGGAAGAGGGGACAGAGCAAAAGGAAACUGGAGAAUACCAUGACUGAUCCAGAAGCCUGCACCAUUCUUGCCUCCAGUGAUGCUUCUGCAGGGGAUGUCCCUGAGCAGCGAUCCAAAAGGAAGAGAGUCCAGAAGACAAGCACACUGACAGAUGUCAAAGCAGUUGCCCAGGAGAGCAGUCUGCAGGCCUCAGGUACCUCUGAAGCUACCCCUGAAGCUGCCUCAGGCACAUCCACCUCUGAAGCUACCCCUGAAGCUGCCUCAGAGCUGAAGCUCUUCAGGAGGAGAACCAAGAGGAGCAUAUGGACCGUGGACCGCAUCGAGGGCACAAAACUCAUCAUAAACAAGAAGAGAAGACUCAGUUACCAGCCUGAGGACCUUGAAGCCUUCUACCGAAUUCUGGAGGAUCCUGUGGUCCAGAACUUCUUGGCAGCUGACAUUUUCUUCAGAGUGACCGACAAGUACCUGCUGUCCAUGGUGGUGGAGUACUUUGGCCGACUUGGGCUCCCUGGACAUCUCUACAACAGGAUCCACUUCUUCCUGGCCCUCUAUAUCGCCUGUGACAUGGAAGAGGAUGACCCCACAUCCAGGAGGAGCAUCUUUCAAUUCUUGCUGGGCAGAGACACAUGGCAAGACUUGUACAAGGACUUCCAAAGGUUGCAGAAGGAGUUCCUCCAAGUCAUAGAUUACCAAGCAUUGCUCACGAGACAAGAGUGUGAAGAGAUCCAGAACCAGGACCCACACCACUGGGUCUGGAGCCGGGUGCGCCAGAGCGCCCCUUAGGCUCUCAGGCCUGGGAACCAUCAGCAGGGUCAUGGAGCAUGGGGCUGCACGUGAGCCAGCUCCUGCCCACCCCUGCCAUUUCCUCCCUCACCAAGAAACCAGAGCUUUUCCUCAUCGUACAAGCACCUGCAGAAUCCAACAUCCAUCCCUUCAGGAUAAAGAAUCCAGGGAGAGGAUGUGUUCCAGCAAUGUGACGAGGGAAACCAGUGCAGUCAGUGAACCUCAGCCUUCACAGAUGGCAGCCUACAAAGGCCCUUGACAAUCCUUCAUUGGAUUCCAUAACAGCUUGGAGGGUUCCAAAAAAAAAAAAAAACAUAUCCAGAGACUAAGGACAGGGAGCUGUGAUGUCACACCAAGUUCAGGAGCCCUGGACCAGUGGAGGAAGAACUUAAGAAGUCACUGCCCCUCUGGGGUACAGCAGGGUACCUGGAAAGGAGGAGUGACUGAAGUCAGAGCAUGAGGUCAGGCCUGCGUACUGGCCAUAAGCAAUGUCCUUGGAAAUCCUGUCAGAGACCCUCCUCAAUAGUCUACUGGGUCUCCAAAGAAGAGCUUAUCACACAAUAUGAUGGAGAAAUCUCACCAGGGGCUGAUGGGAAGCACUGAGACCCUGAAUAUAAUGAUGUGGAGACCUGAUGUCAUUAUCAAAGUAGGAUAAGAGAAAGGGGAUGCUAUGAAUGCAGGCUGUUACCACAGGGAAACAACACAGCCUGCCAAUGAGAGAGACAAGGAGCAGAAAAGUGUGAGGAAGAGGAGGUGAGGGGAUGAGGGUCUAUAGGUCACCCCAACAAGUGGAACAAGAGGGUGAUAGCUAUGGAACAGGAAAGAUGGACUCAGGGAAGACAAAUAGUCAGAUCCCAGCAUCACAGCGAAGAUUACAGACUUGACAACUGCAAGGCAGACAGGAUGUCAAACAAAGAGCAAGAGCAUAUAAAUUCAGCACUCAGCUGGCAAUAUUCAUAUCAUCUUGGUUAUAUUGCUUUGGUUAUACUAUUUUCCCUCUGACAAUUGGUUAUAAUAUUUUGAUUUUUCUGGUUAUAAUUGUUUCAUUAAAAUUUUGUUUAUAUUUGUUUGUUUAUAAUAUCUUGGUGACUUGUGGUGUUUUAUAAUGUUUUCAUAGCAUUACUUUGGUUAAUCAGCUUGCUUAGAAAAU